Molecule: messenger RNA, 2137 nt
Organism: Pseudophryne corroboree (corroboree frog)
Lineage: Eukaryota; Metazoa; Chordata; Amphibia; Anura; Myobatrachidae
Product: solute carrier family 13 member 2-like
Exons: 11
Coding region: 17-1693 (558 amino acids)
Biological process (GO): transmembrane transport
Cellular component (GO): membrane
Molecular function (GO): transmembrane transporter activity
Source: RefSeq, a predicted model, not a curated record
CUAUGUGAUCAUAAUAAUGGCUUUAUUCUGGUGCACAGAAGCUCUUCCACUGGCUGUCACUGCUCUCUUCCCAGUGGUGCUCUUUCCUAUGAUGGGUAUCAUGGACUCUACAUCUGUAUGCAGUCAAUAUCUGAAAGAUACCAACAUGCUCUUCAUUGGAGGACUACUAGUGGCAAUAUCAGUCGAGAAAUGGAAUUUGCACAAACGGAUAGCCCUGAGGGUGCUGCUGAUUGUUGGAGUCAAACCUGCCCUGUUGCUUCUGGGAUUCAUGCUUGUUACAGCCUUCCUCUCAAUGUGGAUCAGUAAUACUGCCACAACAGCCAUGAUGAUACCAAUAGCUCAGGCUGUUCUGGAGCAACUUUACACCUCUGAAGAGAAACUGGAAGAGUAUUCGCCUGAAAUCAACAGCAUGGGCAAGAGUGAUGGACACCUUAAUGGGAAUGUGAACCAGGCCUUAGAGAUGCAGGAAGAACAUUUCACAGUCUCACUCAAACAGGAGAAUCCAGGUGUAGCUACAUUUGUGAUUGAUCUAGAGGAUGACAAAUUGAAGCAAGAGAAACAAGAUCUAAGGCUGCAGAAGCACCUCAAGCUAUGCAAGGGCAUGAGCCUCUGUGUGUGCUAUGCUGCCAGCAUAGGGGGCAUUGCAACAUUAACUGGCACCACACCCAACCUUGUAUUGAAAGGACAGUUGGACGAGCUUUUCCCUGGGAACAACAAUAUCAUCAAUUUUGCUUCAUGGUUUGGUUUUGCCUUCCCUACCAUGAUACUGUUGCUUGCUUUUGCCUGGUUCUGGCUGCAGAUCAUGUUCCUGGGAAUUAACUUCAAAAAGAAUUUUGGCUGUGGUGAUAACCCAGAGCAGAUGGAAAAAGAGAAGCGAGCGUACAAAGUCAUCUCUGCUGAGCACAAGAAGCUGGGUUCUAUGACCUUUGCAGAGAUCUGUGUUCUGGUUUUAUUCGUCUUGUUGGUUAUCUUGUGGUUCUCAAGGGAACCAGGUUUCAUGCCAGGCUGGGCAACUAUCAGCUUUAAUAAGCAAGGAAAAGAGUAUGUUACAGAUGCCACAGUUGCUGUAUUUAUAUCCCUCAUGCUGUUUAUAUUCCCUUCUGAAUUUCCCUCAUGUAAGCCCAAGGACCCCAAGCAGACAGGACAGAAGAUAAAAGCCUUUGUGCCACCGCCUCUUCUGGACUGGAAGACUGUAAGCCAGAAGAUGCCAUGGAACAUAGUUUUACUGCUGGGAGGAGGAUUUGCUCUUGCUAAAGGCAGUGAGGAAUCUGGACUAUCAAGAUGGCUUGGAGAGAAACUGACUCCCCUGGAGAGUAUACCCCCUGCAGCUAUAGUCUUGGUGCUUUGCUUGCUUGUCGCUACGUUCACAGAAUGUACCAGUAAUGUUGCCACUACUACGCUUUUCCUACCCAUCCUGGCAUCUAUGGCAAAAGCCAUACACCGGAACCCAUUAUACAUCAUGCUGCCAUGCACCCUCUCUGCCUCCUUUGCAUUUAUGUUACCAGUGGCUACACCACCUAAUGCCAUAGCCUUUUCAUACGGGCAGCUCAAGGUUGUUGAUAUGGCUAAAGCUGGAUUUAUGUUGAAUAUCUUAGGAGUACUUGUUAUUACACUGGCCAUUAACAGCUGGGGGUUUUAUAUGUUUGACCUGGGUGCAUUCCCUUCUUGGGCAAACUCCACAGGAAAUCCAUAGCAACAUACUGUAUUAUUAUUAUUAUUUCCAUUUGGAGGCGACCUAUAUUCAGCAAAUUGUUGCAGAGAUUCCAGAAAUCACUGUGGAAGGCUUUUUCGGGUUUUGUGAAAUCCUCCUUGGAUAAUAAUGGUCUCAAGAAACCUGACUACUUAUUGAAUUCCAGCUUACAGUCUCCAUAGUGCUCUGGAUACAGAAACAACCAUGGUCUUUCCAGAAGACAACCUUGCAGGGAAAGCAACUCAGUAGCCAUUUCUUUGCGAAGAACAAAUCUUGGACAAUUCACUCUGCAAAAUUCUCAGUUCACAGUUUAAAAUGUCCUCCUAGUCCUAGUCAGAAUAGAAAAAAAGGUACACUUGCUGGACCAGAAAAAUAUAAUUUGUGGAAACAUUUGUUUACAAAGUAGAUAUUGCACUCCACUAAUUAUAUAUGGACAAAAGGAUGGAA